This is a messenger RNA of Caenorhabditis bovis, 963 nucleotides long. The record is from the annotation of a GenBank genome assembly. Lineage: Eukaryota; Metazoa; Nematoda; Chromadorea; Rhabditida; Rhabditidae.
AUGUACUCAUAUUGCGAUGGACUUUACGAUCCGAAAAAGUCUAUAGAACAUUGCAAUUUGAAUGUGACUGGCUCGUCAAGGUCUAGAUUAUCGCUGGACAGUGGUAUUAGUUUGGGGAAUGAUUCGCUACUUUCGCAAACGGAUGAAUCGCUGGUGUUGAGUGAUUCCUCAAUAUUUUCUGCACCGGAAAAGAAAGAAGAGGAAUUACCAGCAACAUGGGCUCGAAUCACAACUCCUCCGAAUCGGAAGGUUGCCUUGAAAGGAAACACACCGGAUGCUACGUUAUCACCAGCAUCCGAGCGAGCGAAGUUCUCGGCCAAUCUUCAAACGCCGAAGUCGCUGCGAAACAUUUUUGGAAUUUCUUCGCCGUCAUCGAUCAAGAUCAAAGUGAGCAAAACGCCGCUGAAAUUGUCGAAUGAAGAGAAUGUGGCUGGUUAUCGAUUCACUGGACCUCAAGAUAUCACUGAAAUCAAUUCGAGACCUGUUCUUCGGUGUAUUGGAAUAACGAGCGGCUCCAAGCGAUGCCUAGUUCCACCGGUGGUUCAGUGUAUUGAUCCUUCCGUUCCAUCGACGUCUUGCGCUGCGACGAAUAUUCCAGAGACUCCAAGCAAACACUUGCGGACUGAAUUCAACGGUAUUUUCGAUGAAUUCGAUGCUCUUCCGAUUCUUUCACCAGCAAAAGAACUAUCAGUUUUCAGUGAUAAUGAUUGUUCUGACGCGCAAAUUGAAAUGGAUCGAUCAAUAUGCCGUGUUUUUGAUAGGAACGAGGACAACAUGGAGUAUUCGGAUAAAAAUGAUAAAGAACCGUUCUCGAACCUCUUAUUUCCAUUUGGAAUGGCUUAUAAUCCUAAUAUGAAGAAUAAGAAAACCGUAACAAUCAACGACGAAUGUGUUGCAAUCAUUACCGACGAACCAAUUAAGGCAAAUAAACCCGUACCACAAGUAAAAUUUGUAUCGAUGUAA